Molecule: messenger RNA, 1569 nt
Organism: Plasmodium relictum
Lineage: Eukaryota; Apicomplexa; Aconoidasida; Haemosporida; Plasmodiidae
Product: conserved Plasmodium protein, unknown function
Exons: 1
Coding region: 1-1569 (522 amino acids)
Source: RefSeq, a predicted model, not a curated record
AUGACAUUUUUUAUUAGAAAAACUUUUUUAAAUAUAUUAUUUAUUUUUCUAUUGAAUAUUUAUGUUUUAGAAAAAUUAACAUAUAGAAACAUAAUAAGAUGUUCAAGAAUACUAAAUGGAAAAAUAUUUAAAAAAAGUGAAUAUUUCAAUUGUAAACACCAAUGUGAUAUAAAUAAUUCAUUAAAGCAUUAUCACCUCUUUAUUAAUAACUGGAAAAGAAAAAAAAAUAAAAAAAUAUAUAAGUUUAGAAAGCAUAAAUUCUGCUCCAUUUUUUCUAUUUUUAAGAAAAAAAAAAAUGAGAAUGAAAAAGAAGGCAACUACAUGAUAGAAAGUGAAAACAAAGGCAUUGAUACUAAAAAUGUAAAUAGUGAUAAAAAUAUAACAAACAAUAAUGAAAAAAAAAAUAAUUUAGUUCACGAUUUAGAUAAAAAUAAAAAUGAUACACAAAAUAGUAAGUUAUUAGGGAAAAAAGAAGAGAUGAACGAAAAAAACAAAAAAUUUUUUAAUAAUCUUAAUGAUGAAAUUAAUAAAAAUGUUACUAACAACGAUCAUAUUUUUAAAGAAGAUGUAAAGAGCUAUAAUGAAAAAAUGAAGAUGAACUUUAAAGAUAUUGAUAUAAAAGCAAAUAAAAUUCUCAAAAACUUAAAUAAUUAUAAGAAACAUUUAGAAAUUUUAAAUGAAAAAGCAUUAAUUUCACUUAAUAAAAUUUUUUGUUCCUAUAAUAAAUACUUAAAUCAAAAUGAUGAUUUUAAAUAUUUCUUUGAAAAUAUAUUUAAAAAUUUGGAAAUAAAUUAUUAUAAAUAUUCACUGCUAGAAGAUAUAGAAAAAUUAAAUAAUGAGAAAACAAGUAAAGAAUAUAUAUUAAAUAAUUUGAACCAUUUUAUUGAAGUUAUUAAUAUUGCUGAAGAACAUUUAUUUAAUAUUUUAGUUUUUAAAAUUCAAUUUUUAAAAAUAAAAGCUAUAAAUGAAAUAAAAGAUAUUAUCUCUAAUAAAAAAUAUAAUACAGAUUACAGUAUGUAUUACAAUAGCAUUAAUCAUAUUGUAGAAAAAUAUGAAGAACAAUUAAAAAAUUUAUACCCAAAAAAUUAUGAAUUUUCUUUAUAUAGUAAUAUUUUGGGAAAUUAUGCUUUAUCAUUGGAAUCAAGCUACAAAUUACCAAUAAAUAAGUAUGAAGAAUACAUAGACACAAAUAUAGAAUAUAUAAAAAAAAUUUCUCAAGAUUUAACAAAAAAAAAGAAAAGAAAUUUAUAUAAAGAAAUGGAAAGAAAUAAGAAUUAUCAAAGUAUAUUGCAAAUAAUUGAUAAUCAACAGAAACAAAUUGAAGUUUUACAAGAACAGUUAGAAUCAUCAAUAGAAGGAGCAAAUGGAAAGUAUAAUCCUUUUCAUUGUGCGGUUGCUUAUAGAAUACCUGACACUAAUCUAAAUAUAUCUACACAAUAUCUAAAAGGGAAAUUUAAUAUAAAAUUAAAUUGUAUUCCUGAUGAUUCGCAACAUUUGUUAGGAUCAUAUGGCUUUGUUAAAUCACUACCAUUUGGUAACCUUGGCUUGUCUUUUUCUUUAAAUUUUUAG